AUGGUUUUAUCGUUACCUUCGCGGUCUAUUAACUACUUUGAAACCCUGGGAGAGCAAUUCCUAACACACUUCACCAGGGGUAUAAGAGCCAAGAGGCAGUUUGCGAACCUGACCGCCAUACGUCAAAGAGAGGCAGAGACUCUAAAGGAAUUCUUGACAAGAUGGCAAAGGAACAUACAAAAAGUGGAGGAUUUGGAUGACCGAACAGCUUUAACACUCUUCACUAGCCUACGAUCAGGGGACCUAUUCACUAGCCUACGAAGCGAUACACCUGAUACAUACGCCCAGGCUAUCCAGCAAGCCAAUAAAUAUGCAGAAAUGGAAGAAGCCAUACGACAAAAGCAAGAACGUGGAGCAAAGCGAUCCUGUGAUGAGGUCAGAACGAGUCCAAUGGACCGACUGCCAAAGAGAGAGAGUAGACCAAGUAACCUUAGAAAACCGGACAAACCCCGUCAUGAAGUAGGCCCUAUACUUAAGACUCAUCAAGUGUACGAGAUAAAACCACCCCGUCACAUGUCUGUAGGGGAUCGAUCGUCGCCGCAUCCCUGGCUGCCAGACAAUCAAUUGCGUUGCAUCGGACCAUCCGAUAACGGACCAAAAUAUUGCCGUUAUCACAGGCGUUUGGGGCACACCACUGAAGAAUGCAUCACUCUGUGA
Ipomoea triloba (trilobed morning glory) is the source of this 657-nucleotide messenger RNA. RefSeq lists its product as uncharacterized. The record is from RefSeq and is a predicted model, not a curated record. NCBI's taxonomy places the organism in Eukaryota, Viridiplantae, Streptophyta, Magnoliopsida, Solanales, Convolvulaceae. The transcript has a single exon. The coding region runs from base 1 to 657 and encodes 218 amino acids.